AGCAGGACACAGUGAAUUACUAGAUUCACUUCAAUCGUGAAGAAACAUAUAUUAAAAGUGCGCAAUUUCAUCAUUUCUAAAAUAGCUGGGAAAACAGAAGUGAAAAUGGCUUUGAGUGCUGCAUUUCUCCGUAAUUGGUUCAAUUCGUCUAUUCGUGCCUCACGAAUGCUGGAUCAUCAUUUUGGCCCGAGUAGCGAUCUGCUGAAUUCCAUGCGACUGGCGGCGGCCACACAGUCUGCUCUUCUGGACGAAAUGACCAAUUCCUUGCCCAAAUCUUGGUUGGCCAGAACAUCACAACUGGAAUCGCCCGUUAAGAUCGCCAACAAUAAGUUCCAGAUCAACCUAGAUGUACAGAACUUUUCACCGGAGGAAAUUUCCGUCAAAGCAACAGAGGAUUGCAUCAUAGUGGAAGGCAAACACGAAGAGCGCCAGGACGAUCAUGGCUUUAUCACACGCCACUUUAAGCGCCGCUUCAUGCUGCCUGCCGGACACGACCGGAAUGGAAUCGUAUCGUCUCUCUCGUCAGAUGGUAUUUUGACCAUUAUGGCACCCAUCAAGGAGACUUUGGAGGAGGAAAGUGUUAAGGCUAUUCCGAUUGUUCAAACUGGCGAACCGCAACAGGAAAAGCCCGCGGAAACGGAGAAGAAACCUGCCGAGAAAUAAAAGACUAAAAUGUAAUUGUAAUAACUGUAAAUAAAUCUGAAAAAAAAAACUGUAUCA
This is a messenger RNA of Armigeres subalbatus, 720 nucleotides long. RefSeq names its product protein lethal(2)essential for life-like. Gene Ontology annotation, cellular component: cytoplasm; nucleus. The transcript has a single exon. The record is from RefSeq and is a predicted model, not a curated record. The coding region runs from base 106 to 663 and encodes 185 amino acids. NCBI's taxonomy places the organism in Eukaryota, Metazoa, Arthropoda, Insecta, Diptera, Culicidae. Gene Ontology annotation, biological process: protein refolding; response to heat.